UACUCCUAGUCCUAGAUAGAGCUUAGCUAUAGCAUGAUCGAGUGAGUGGGCGCGUGCGUGCUGCCGCUAGAAUUAAGUAGCCACCAGCAGCUGAGAAGGCGCCGGCGCCGCACUAUAGCAGUGCCCGCAGACAGUUGCCGGCCGCGGCUAGCUGAGCUCAAGUCGAGAUCUCCAGAGAUCGAUGGCCCGUUUCGUGGAUCCGCUGGUGGUGGGACGGGUGAUCGGGGAGGUGGUGGAUUUGUUCGUUCCAUCCAUCUCCAUGACCGCCGCCUACGGCGACAGGGACAUCAGCAACGGCUGCCUCGUCCGCCCAUCCGCCGCCGACUACCCUCCCCUCGUCCGCAUCUCCGGCCGCCGCAACGACCUCUACACCCUGAUCAUGACGGACCCGGACGCACCUAGCCCUAGCGACCCAUCCAUGAGGGAGUUUCUCCACUGGAUCGUGGUUAACAUACCGGGGGGAACAGAUGCAUCUAAAGGUGAGGAGAUGGUGGAGUACAUGGGGCCACGGCCGACGGUGGGGAUACACAGGUACGUGCUGGUGCUGUACGAGCAGAAGGCGCGCUUCGUGGACGGCGCGCUGAUGCCGCCGGCGGACAGGCCCAACUUCAACACAAGAGCAUUCGCGGCGUACCAUCAGCUCGGCCUCCCCACCGCCGUCGUCCACUUCAACUCCCAGAGGGAGCCCGCCAACCGCCGCCGCUAAUAGUAAUAGCCUACUAUCUCUAUCUAUCUAUCCAUAAUGAAGAAAGCAAGCACGCCUGCGGAUGCGGCCGGCCGGCCCUACUAUAUUAUUACAAUAAUAUAGUUUUUGAAUAAUUAAGCUAGCUAGCUCUCAACUCAAGUAUACUUACUGGAACUCGACUGCGUUGCGUACGCAUGUCCUCAUCAUACGUACGAACGUGCGUGUCCACGUACUGUGUACUAGCUAGCGAGUACUCUCUCCAUAUAUAUCUUCCUCCACCGUCGUGUGGUACGUUUUAACAACGUACAUGCAUGCAUGGAUAAUGCAGGCUCUAUAUAUAUAUAUAUAAUACUACUGUACUGUACUGUAUGCUUUAAUUAA
This is a messenger RNA of Oryza sativa Japonica Group (Japanese rice), 1066 nucleotides long. The record is from RefSeq and is a predicted model, not a curated record. NCBI's taxonomy places the organism in Eukaryota, Viridiplantae, Streptophyta, Magnoliopsida, Poales, Poaceae.